AUGGAUUCACCACCUACACCAUUGCAUCCGGCAGCUAAUGAAGAAGUGAAUGUUAUACCAGAAGGUGCAUUACCUUCCGGAACUAUAGCGAACUUAGAUCUAAACCCAGAUUUGUAUGAUGACGAAACGGAUGACAAUAACAUUGAUCAUGAUGAAAAAGAUAACGAAGAUGACGUGAUGAUGAAAAGUGACACCAAUGCUUACGAUAUUGGACUGCCGUAUGAGCUCGAAACGUUGACUACUCUGUUUGAUAAACAAUAUGAAUUAUUGAAAGCAGAGUUUGAUAAAACUACGAAUAAUGACGAAAUAGCAAAGUACCAGCAAAGCAAGUUAAUUAACUAUGUAGACGAACAAUUAUUGGCAAUACAGCGAAAAUUUAUCAAGAACCAGGCGGACACUACGGAAGAGUACUCGUUUUUCCAGUUAAUCCAGGAGUUAUCGAAGGUAUUUAAUCUAGUUUGGUACUCAAUUAACACCAAGUCAGGGUUGUUUGGCCAGCAAGAUUAUUUAAUCAAAUUAAUGGACGACAUGGAAGACUAUGUUGCGCAUUACAGACUAUUUCAGAAUACCGAUGACUAUGCUACGGUGGAGCUUCAGUUACUUGAGUAUUUUACAUUUUUCCAAGAAGUGGAUUUGCGGAUAAGUUUUUUAAUUGAUGGAUUUCCGAUGGAAACAGCCGAUAAAAUAGAGAAGCUCAAUAACACGCAGAUAAUACGCGUAUCGCCAAUUGCAUCUAGAUUAAGAAUAUUGAUCAUAUCUAAGUUGGAUCCGUUAAGAAUGAAGUUAUCUCGUGAAGAACUGGCUCCUGAUUCACAAGGCCAACACGAAAAUCAAAAGCGCAGAAGCCACAGAAGACGCUUGCAGAAUGUCAUAGAAGGAGAACUAGGUAGGGUAUUCGAAGGCAUCUUGGAUAGGACCUGA
Messenger RNA from Debaryomyces hansenii CBS767, 921 nucleotides. RefSeq names its product TFIIH complex subunit. The record is from RefSeq and is a predicted model, not a curated record. Bases 1 to 921 code for a protein of 306 amino acids. Gene Ontology annotation, cellular component: transcription factor TFIIH holo complex. The transcript has a single exon. Lineage: Eukaryota; Fungi; Ascomycota; Pichiomycetes; Serinales; Debaryomycetaceae.